This is a messenger RNA of Arachis stenosperma, 750 nucleotides long. Its product is annotated as probable 1-deoxy-D-xylulose-5-phosphate synthase 2, chloroplastic. The record is from RefSeq and is a predicted model, not a curated record. Gene Ontology annotation, molecular function: 1-deoxy-D-xylulose-5-phosphate synthase activity. Gene Ontology annotation, biological process: terpenoid biosynthetic process. The transcript is spliced from 2 exons. The coding region runs from base 1 to 750 and encodes 249 amino acids. NCBI's taxonomy places the organism in Eukaryota, Viridiplantae, Streptophyta, Magnoliopsida, Fabales, Fabaceae.
AUGCCGCCAUGGGGGUAUGAUCAGGUGGCACAUGAUGUGGUCCUUCAGAAGCUUCCGGUGAGAUUCGCUCUCGAUAGAGCUGGCCUAGUUGGUGCUGAUGGCCCAACUCAUUGUGGCGUAUUUGACACAACCUUCAUAGCUUGUUUGCCAAACAUGGUGGUUAUGGCUCCUUCUAAUGAAAUCGAACUCAUGCACAUGGUAGCCACUGCUGUAGCCAUAGAUGACAGGCCUAGUUGCUUUAGGUUCCCGAGAGGGAAUGGCGUUGGUUCCAUUCUUCCAAAUAACAACAAAGGCACGCCAUUGGAGGUUGGUAAAAGUAGGGUGUUGAAAGAGGGAAGCAAGGUAGCUCUAGUUGGAUAUGGAACAAUGGUACAAAGCUAUGUGGCGGUAGCAAAGGUUCUUGAAGCACACUGCAUCUCAACAACUGUGGCUGAUGCUCGAGUUUGCAAGCCUCUUAAUGGACCAUUGAUGAUGCAACUUGCAAGAGAGCAUGAAAUCUUGAUAACAGUUGAAGAGGGUUCCAUUGGAAGGUUUGGUUCUCAUGUUUCUCAUUUCCUUGGCCUCAAUGGACUCCCUGAUGGCAACCUUAAGUGGCGAGCCAUGACUCUACCAGAUAGAUACAUUGAGCAUGGAUCUCAAAAGGAUCAAAUUCAAGCAGCGGGGUUGAGUUCAAACCAUAUUGCAGCUACUGCUUUGUCAUUAACCAAUGUUCAAUGGGACAAUCGUUUGCUUCUCAGCAUGCAAAUAUGA